Molecule: messenger RNA, 5283 nt
Organism: Condylura cristata (star-nosed mole)
Lineage: Eukaryota; Metazoa; Chordata; Mammalia; Eulipotyphla; Talpidae
Gene: KAZN
Product: kazrin, periplakin interacting protein
Exons: 14
Coding region: 215-2365 (716 amino acids)
Molecular function (GO): protein binding
Source: RefSeq, a predicted model, not a curated record
CCCGCCGCCUCGCUACCGCCGCGGCUCGGGCUGGAGGCGCCGCUGUCAUUCCUGCGCCGAAGGAGCCGGCGCUGCCGGUGCCUGGGGGUCGGGGCGCGGGGGAGCCGGGCCGCGGGGGACCCAACAGGUAGAGCCAGGGGUGCCCGGCCGCGCGCCCCCCGCGCGUCAUGCAGCUCUUUGUCACCUCUCUCACCCCCAGGCCAAAAUCCUGAGCAUGAUGGAAGACAAUAAGCAGCUCGCGCUCCGCAUCGAUGGGGCGGUCCAGUCGGCCAGCCAGGAGGUGACCAACCUGCGAGCCGAACUCACGGCCACCAACCGGAGACUGGCGGAACUGAGCGGCGGCGGCGGCCCCGGCCCGGGCCCGGGAGCGGCGGCCAGCGCCGCGGCGGCGGACGCGGCGGCGGCGGCGAACAUGGAGAUCCAGCAGGUCGGCGCGCAAGUGCUCCUGCGGGAAGAGGUCUCCCGGCUCCAGGAGGAGGUGCACCUGCUCCGGCAGAUGAAGGAGAUGCUGACGAAGGACCUGGAGGAGUCGCAGGGUGGCAAGUCCUCCGAGAUCCUCUCGGCCACCGAGCUCAGGGUCCAGCUGGCCCAGAAGGAGCAGGAGCUAGCCAGAGCCAAAGAAGCUUUGCAGGCCAUGAAAGCCGACCGAAAGCGCCUGAAGGGAGAGAAGACGGACCUGGUGAGCCAGAUGCAGCAGCUGUAUGCCACGCUGGAGAGCCGCGAGGAGCAGCUCCGGGACUUCAUCCGCAACUACGAGCAGCACCGCAAGGCCAAGCAGUCCUUAGCAACGCUGACCAAGGAUGUGCCCAAGCGACAUUCACUCGCCAUGCCGGGCGAGACGGUGCUCAACGGCAAUCAGGAGUGGGUGGUGCAGGCAGAUCUUCCGCUGACCGCAGCCAUCCGGCAGAGCCAACAGACCCUCUACCACUCACACCCCCCGCACCCUGCAGACCGGCAAGCGGUCAGGGUGAGCCCCUGCCACUCCCGGCAGCCCUCCGUUAUCUCCGACGCGUCUGCCGCGGAAGGCGACCGGUCGUCCACGCCCAGCGACAUCAACUCCCCUCGACACCGGACACACUCCCUCUGCAACGGCGACAGUCCCGGCCCAGUUCAGAAGAACCUGCACAACCCCAUUGUACAGUCACUAGAGGAUCUUGAAGACCAAAAACGGAAAAAGAAGAAAGAAAAGAUGGGAUUUGGCUCCAUCUCCCGCGUCUUCGCCAGAGGGAAGCAGCGGAAGUCCCUCGACCCCGGCCUCUUUGAUGACUCCGACAGCCAGUGCAGCCCGACACGGCAGAGCCUCAGCCUGUCUGAGGGCGAGGAGCAGAUGGACCGGCUGCAGCAGGUGGAGCUGGUCAGGACCACCCCCAUGUCCCACUGGAAGGCCGGCACCGUCCAGGCCUGGCUGGAGGUGGUCAUGGCCAUGCCCAUGUACGUGAAGGCCUGCGCAGAGAAUGUGAAGAGUGGGAAGGUGCUGCUGAGUCUGAGCGACGAGGACCUGGAGCUGGGCCUGGGCGUGUGCAGCUCUCUGCACCGACGCAAGCUGCGGCUGGCCAUCGAGGACUACCGCGACGCAGAGGCAGGCAGGAGCCUGUCCAAAGCCGCCGACCUGGACCACCACUGGGUGGCCAAGGCCUGGCUGAACGACAUCGGCCUGUCCCAGUACUCCCAGGCCUUCCAGAACCACCUGGUGGACGGGCGGAUGUUGAACUCUCUGAUGAAGCGGGACCUGGAGAAGCACCUGAACAUAUCCAAGAAGUUCCACCAGGUCAGCAUCCUGCUGGGGAUCGAGCUGCUGUACCAAGUGAACUUCAGCAGGGAGGCCCUUCAGGAGCGCCGGGCCCGUUGUGAGACACAGAACAUAGACCCGGUGGUCUGGACCAACCAGCGGGUGCUCAAGUGGGUGCGGGACAUCGACCUGAAGGAGUACGCAGACAACCUCACCAACAGCGGCGUCCACGGGGCGGUGCUGAUGCUGGAGCCCACGUUCAAUGCCGAGGCCAUGGCCACCGCCCUGGGCAUCCCCAGCGGGAAGCACAUCCUUCGCAGACACCUGGCGGAGGAGAUGAGCGCCAUCUUCCACCCAGCCAACUCCGCCGGCAUCCGCGAGGCCGAGCGUUUCGGGACGCCCCCGGGAAGGGCCUCCAGCGUCACCCGGGCGGGGAAAGAGGACAGCGGCAUCAAGUACAAGGCGGGCCGGCUGCCCCUGGGGAAGAUCGGCAGGGGCUUCAGCAGCAAAGACCCCGAUUUCCACGAUGACUACGGCUCCCUUCAGAACGAAGACUGCGGGGACGAGGACCUCCAGGGCAGGCCCGAGCAGUGCCGGCUGGAGGGCUACAGCAGCCUGGAGGUCACCAACGUGUGAGGCGCCCGCACCCCGCCAGAUCCGCUCGGAGAUCCCCAGGGAGGGGCAGGCGAUCGGCCCCACUGUACAUAGUGACCUGGAGCUGGGCGCCCCAGCUUCUGGGCAGGCCCCUCAGACUGGCCAGAUGGGCGGCCAGCCCUGCCUGCGUGGGGAAGGGCCAGUGUGUGGCCACCUCCCUAUCGCCCCGGUCCCACCUCACAGUGACUGUCAGUGUCGGGGAACCCAGGUGGUCCCCAAAGCCUUGAACUGAGCAGCCAAGGGGAAAGAGGCCCCGAGCACCCCCAAACACCGCCCAGCCGGACAGGUAGGGCUCCAGCCAGGCAAAGGGCACUGGGGAGUGACGUGCAGAGCCAGCGGGGUCCUCGCGGGGCUCCUCCCGGGGUGCCAGGGGUCCAGGCCCCGCAUCCACACCCCGGGACUGGGAGCUUGGCUUGGGCCAUUGAGUCUCUCCUGAGAGAAUGCAAAAUGGGGGGGUCAUUUCCUUCCCCCCAGUAGCUGCGGCCCCAAGGGAGUGCACGUGUUUGUUGGAGAGCUGUUUGACCCCUCCUGGAGCUGCUGCAUGGGGGAGGCGGGUGGGGUUCACGCGGGGGUGAGGCUGAGGAGCCACUUCCCAGGGGUACAGGAAGAAGGGUGUGAUGACCGCAUCGGAGUGACUGGCACGUUCUACCAGGGGGGCGGCGGUGGGUUUGGGAUGGGGUGCUGGAGACUUUGUGUGAUGGUCCCCUGAAAUGUAGGUGUGCUCUUCAUGUCCUGCUUGAGAAGAAUGUCCCAGAUCAAAGUCACUGAGAUGGCAGAGGGAGCUUCCAGCCCUCUUCCUGACUCUGCCACCAUUUUGCUGUGUGACCUUUUCCCAGUGUCCUCACCUCUCUGUGCCUCUUCAUCUAUCAUACUUGUGGCUCCCGUCCCCGACCUGUAAGAAUUAACACUUGCUAAUGUCUGUAACAUACUUGUAACCUCUCAGGAGACAGGUAGGAAGCUAGGGGUGGGAAGGGGUAGUCUCUGUCCCUUCACCACGCAGGAACGACAUUGCCCUGGUACUCAACUGCCUGGUUUUGGUCAGAGCAGUGUGCAAAAGGAGAACAAGUAAUGUUCAACGUUCGGAUCCUCAAGAGCCCCCCAACAGCAUUUGAACGCGAGGAGAGAGAUCCCACACGCACCUCGAGAACCAGCUUUGGCGCAGGUGUUCAGACCCAGGUUAGUUGACCUGGAUGCUGAGGGGUGAUGAGAGCAGGACAAAGCGCACCUGGAUCCCGCUUAGCUUCAGGUGUCAAAGCGCAUCGGGCACGGGGCCCGAUGUUAUUUCCAUUGAAAUCAUUUGCAUGAAAGGUGUGACUUUGCAAGACACAGACGUGCAUCCGCCUCCCACAACUGUCAAAGCCCGGGUUCUUCAGUCCGAAAAACUGUCCUCCUGGGAAAAGCAUAGACCCGGCACCGUGCCCUCGAGGACUCUGCUCGCUGGCUGGCGCAGGAGGCCGUGAGCUUCUCUCCACCUUAGGGGUACAGCCGUCCUUGCCACAGGACACAGAAUGCCUGGCUGCCUGGGGACACUGUCCUGAGGUGCUGAGGGGGAGAGUCUGCACUGGGCGUGGCUUUGCAGAAGGUUCUGAACUGCCCCCGGGGUUAUGAGUCAGCCACACAUGGACCCUGAAGCUACAGUCCUUGGCCCCGGAGAGAGUGACCCUGCCCCAUGACCUGCUGCCACGGAGCCAGCUUUCGGGCUGGGUGACCAGGGUCCCCAGGACCUGCCUCUGGGGGGCGGGGGGCAGAAUGGCAGGGGGGUGUCUGUUUAUUUGAAACCAGCGUUCACCCAAGCUGUCAGCCGUGAAGCUCACGUGGCUCCCUGACCCAGCUCCACUGGGGACAAGCUGGGCUAUGGACGAGGGGUCCCUGGAAGUGAGGGCAAAGCCCAAAACAUCAGCAGCAUUUGGUUGGCAGGUCUGGGGCCACAUGGGCAGCCUGGAAUGUUCCUUCCGUGCUCCCUGCGCCUGCAACCCGCCAGCUCUGACGCUGGCUUUUCAGCACGGGGACGGGUGGCUAAUGCACAAGCCUCCCUCACGCUCAGCCACGUGGGUGAGCUUUGUCUGCUUCCGGAGCAGGAGCAGGGGUGCAGAGACAGCCGGCAGGAGCUGACAGAGGCUGGCGGAGCAGGGGCCAUCUGAGUCGUGUCUUGUCCUGGUCCCGCGGUGACACCAUCUGGCUGCAGGACACCCGCUGUGCUUCUCUGGAGGGUGGCAUCGGUCGGCUGUGCCUCCAAGUCCUUGGGAAGGGGAGGUUGGGCCCCACGGCCGGGGACAGGGUGGUGUAGAGGCUGGCCAUCAGUGGGGACCUGCCCAGCGCACCCUCAGCUUUCUGGGCCCAGAGCUGCUGGAAGCCCCUUUGUCGCCAGCUGAGCAGUGUUUCCCCAGAUGUCUGUUAGCACCACAGUUAGCGCUGGGCCUGCAGGAGGCAGGGAGACACCACGUCGGCGUUGGAGAGGGGUUGGAGAGGGCCGGAGGUCUCUAUAGCACCCCGCCAGCAGGGGGCGACCCCAAAUGUUGAGGCCACCCAACAGGGCUGGGUCCAGCAGAGUGGGACGGUAUGGCCGGGUGUGGCUGCAGGGUCCCCUAACCCCGUUGCUCCAAGCCCAGGGCUCCCACCAGAACCCCAUGUCCUGGCCACCAUCGCAUCCACUCUGCUCUUGGGGCCCGGCAGGCUCAGGGCAGGUGAGUGGCGGGGCCGAGGAACCGAUGUCAGAGCACCGUCGAUGCUCACCUUCUAGAAUUUCCGGAGCCCCAGCACAGAGGGCCUUGGCUGCCCCGGGGGCCAGUUGGGCGUGAGCCGAGAUGAUGUCCCUGGCCUUAGUUGCUGGUCGGAGCCUGGACUGUCUCCCCAGAAGUGAUUUUAACACUGUAACAAACAAUAAACACUACUGCGCAGUG